Molecule: messenger RNA, 1305 nt
Organism: Penicillium chermesinum
Lineage: Eukaryota; Fungi; Ascomycota; Eurotiomycetes; Eurotiales; Aspergillaceae
Product: prephenate dehydrogenase (NADP(+))
Exons: 7
Coding region: 1-1305 (434 amino acids)
Biological process (GO): L-tyrosine biosynthetic process
Molecular function (GO): NAD+ binding; prephenate dehydrogenase (NAD+) activity; prephenate dehydrogenase (NADP+) activity
Source: RefSeq, a predicted model, not a curated record
AUGGGUCGUACCAAGCAGGAUGCCUCCAUUGGCAUCAUUGGAAUGGGCGACAUGGGCAAAAUGUAUGCCCAGCGUCUGAGUGAUGCAGGAUGGAGGAUAAACGCAUGUGAUAAGCCUGAGAAUUAUGAAACCCUUCAAAAAGAAUUUUCGUCCCAACCCUUGGUUACCAUUUUCCCCAAUGGCCACCUUGUUUCCAGAAUUAGCGAUUUUAUUCUGUACAGUGUAGAGGCCGGCGUGAUCGACCGGGUUGUGGCACAGUACGGGCCAUCAACGAAAGUCGGUGCCAUUGUUGGAGGCCAAACCUCCUGUAAGGCUCCGGAGCUCAGCGCUUUCGAGAGACACCUGCCCGCGGAUGUAGAGAUCGUUUCAUGCCAUUCGUUGCAUGGACCCAAAGUCAAUCCCAAGGGCCAACCGCUGGUCCUCAUCCAGCAUCGCGCUUCAGAUGAAAGUCUCCGAUUCGUCGAACAUAUCCUCUCCUCAUUUGGAUCGAAACUGGUUUAUCUGACGGGAGAAAUGCACGACCGUAUUACAGCCGACACGCAAGCGGUGACACAUGCGGCGUUCUUGAGCAUGGGUACUGCGUGGCAGGCGAAUAACCAAUUCCCAUGGGAGAUGUCACGCUGGGUCGGUGGUAUUGAAAAUGUGAAAAUUAACAUCACUCUUCGCAUCUACUCCAACAAAUGGCACGUUUAUGCCGGCCUGGCCAUCUUGAAUCCCGCGGCCAAGCAACAGAUUCGGCAAUAUGCAGAGUCUGUCACGGAUUUGUACAAGCUGAUGAUUGGCGGUCACCGAGAUGAAUUGAAGCGUCGAGUGAAGGCCGCUGGUGCAUCAGUUUUCAAAGAUGGUACCCCGGGCCAAGACCUCUUGCUGAAGGAUGAGCAUCUCGACCAAUUCUCUCUGUCGACGCGCUCUCGUGAGGCCUCGCCACCAAACAACCAUUUGAGUCUGCUCGCCAUUGUCGAUUGUUGGUCAAAGUUGGGCAUCGUUCCCUAUGAUCAUAUGAUAUGUUCAACUCCUCUCUUCCGUCUUUGGCUGGGUGUCACCGAAUAUCUUUUCCGUAACCCAGAACUUCUGGAUUCGGCGCUGGACACGGCCAUUGACGACAACACUUUCCGCUCGGAUGACCUGGAAUUCACAUUUGCUGCUCGGGCUUGGUCUGAUUGUGUCUCCUUCGGGGACUUCGAAUCGUACCGGGACAGGUUCGAGCGCAUUGCUUCUUACUUCUCUCCCCGUUUCCCUGAAGCUGCUAAGCUUGGCAAUGAGAUGAUGAAGACGCUUCUAGAAAAGACAAGCGGUCAGCCAUAG